AUGGCAAGCGGAGAUGCCCCAGUCCACCUGCUCUCCCUCAAGGUUAUGCGGGUCUCAAGACCCGCAUUAUCCAGUGCAUGGGAGCCCUUCUACUCGAGUUCCCCCUCAUUCUCGGCGCGCUCUACGGCCCUGAUAACAUCGCUGCAAGGCAAAGCACCGCUGGCGACGCAUCCGAAGACCCUCAGAGAUCUCACCCAUGCGGGCGAACUGCUAAUGCUCCCCGCGUCCUUUGGGUCGAUCCAGUUGGGGGAGACGUUCAGCAGCUGCCUGUGCGCCAAUAAUGAUACGCAAGUCGACGUCGACAGCGUCACGGUCAAGGUCGAGAUGCAGACCGCUACGACCAAGGUGACGCUGGGGGAGUUUGGCGGCCCUCAGUAUACUCUGGCGGCAGGGGAUACUCUUGAGUGUCUGGUCACCCAUGAAGUCAAAGAACUCGGCCAGCACGUCCUGUCUGCAACCGUAUCAUAUCGUCUUCCCCCCAAUGCUCGCCCACCUGUGCCAGCAGAGGAUCCCGAUGAUCCUCAGAUGCAACAUUUCCGCAAGUUCUACAAGUUUGUUGUCACCAACCCGCUGUCGGUCAAGACCAAGGUGCACACUCCCAAGUCGCCAUCAGCGCAGCUGUCUACGUCGGAACGAGACAAGAUCUUCCUCGAGGUGCAUAUUCAGAACCUUACCCAAGAACCGCUAUGGUUCGAGCGUAUGCUCCUCGAACCCGUUGAUGGCUGGGACGUGGAAGACACGAACCUAGGCAGCACUGAAGAAGAUGGCAUAUUCACUGGCACCACCGCCCUUAUGGGCCCGCAGGAUAUGCGCCAGUACAUUUACAUCAUGUCGUCCCAAUCGCCGCCCAGAAUACCCGUCGUACACAGUCCGGGGAGUAUUAUACCCCUAGGGCGUCUCGACAUCGCCUGGCGGUCCUCCUUCGGCGAGCCAGGGCGACUGCUGACGUCCAUGCUUUCUCGUCGUAUACCCUUGCCGCCUGCCCCGCCACCGGUCGCACCGCCAGUGUCUGCCGUCCCGCCGUACCUCAAGCGCGGCGCAACAGGCUCCAUACCCUCCCGCCCCUCCUCACCCGGCCCGCCCAGCAGGCCUGGAUCGCCUGCACCCCGCGUCCGCACCAACUCGGUCGUCUCCCUCACUUCACCCCGACCGCAAACACCUCCGCCUCUUCCUACUGCCACCUUCCCCACCGCGCCCGACCUCGAACCUAGUCUGAUCGUCCGCAAGAUCCCGCGCGAUACCAUCGAGGUAGAGAAGCCCUUCACGAUCGCGCUGACGCUCGCCCUGCACGCGCCCGCGACCGCGGAUGCUUCGUGGUCUCAACGGCGUGUCCGCGUCGUCGUGCAGCACCUGUUAGCACCGAAGGCGCCGCCGCCUGCUACUGUGCCACCCAUUGCGCCGAUGGCGUCGGUCAGCGAAUUGGCGAGCCCGCGUAUCGCGUCGUCGGGGCUAUCGACACCGACAGCCGCGACGGCGACGCAGACCUUCAACUACGAGCUCGCGAGGCAGAAGCUGCUCGUCGCCUCACCGGCCGGCUCUCAAGCAGGCGACGCGGGCGAGCCGACGGAGGGUGUAGCGUUGCCACCACCCUACGCUUUGGAAUCCCGCCGCGACUCCAGCGUCGUCUACUGUGGGCCGUCGGCGGUGUGCCUCGCGCCGAUGGUGCUGAAGCUCGACAAUGAGAGCGUUCCGGGGGAGAGGCUAGCCUACGCGGAACAGGACUUCGACCUCACCUUCGUGCCCACGAAGCGGGGGUUCUCUACCGUGGGCGCCCUCCGCGUCCUCGUCGUCGAGGACCGCACCGUCAGCAACGACGCCUCCGACGAAGGCGACCUACCGAACCAGGCGCUCGAAACGGCGAAGACGCUGAAGGAGUGGGAUACUAUUGCUGAGAUCUGGGUGUAA
This is a messenger RNA of Schizophyllum commune H4-8, 1905 nucleotides long. Its product is annotated as DUF974-domain-containing protein. The transcript has 5 exons. Gene Ontology annotation, cellular component: TRAPPIII protein complex. The record is from RefSeq and is a predicted model, not a curated record. Bases 1 to 1905 code for a protein of 634 amino acids. Lineage: Eukaryota; Fungi; Basidiomycota; Agaricomycetes; Agaricales; Schizophyllaceae.